UGCUUUACACAACCACCUGCUUCACACUACCAAGGCAAGUACACAGCAGCAAUACGUAGUAGAUUUCCCGAGUGAGGAGCUCAGCGCAAGAUGGAGAACCAGGCACACAUCGCCGGCGAGAAGAAGGGCAUCAUGGAGAAGAUCAAGGAGAAGCUCCCCGGCGGCCACGGCGACCACAAGGAGACCGCUGGUACCCACGGGCACGCCGGCACGGCGACGCAUGGUGCCCCGGCCACUGGUGGUGCCUACGGGCAGCAGGGUCACGCUGGAACCACCGGCACGGGGUUGCAUGGCGCCCACGCCGGCGAGAAGAAGGGCGUCAUGGAGAACAUCAAGGACAAGCUCCCUGGUGGCCACCAGGACCACCAGCAGACUGGUGGUACCUAUGGGCAGCAGGGACACACCGGCACGGCGACGCAUGGCACCCCGGCGACCGGUGGCACCUAUGGGCAGCAGGGACAUACCGGCACAGCGACGCAUGGCACCCCGGCGACCGGUGGCACCUAUGGGGAGCAGGGACACACCGGAGUGACUGGCACGGGGACGCACGGCACCGGCGAGAAGAAGGGCCUCAUGGAGAACAUCAAGGAGAAGCUCCCUGGUGGCCACGGUGACCACCAGCAGACCGGUGGUACCUACGGGCAGCAGGGACACACCGGCACGGCGACGCAUGGCACCCCGGCCGGGGGCGGCACCUAUGAGCAGCACGGACACACCGGGAUGACCGGCACAGGGACACACGGCACUGGCGAGAAGAAAGGCGUCAUGGAGAACAUCAAGGACAAGCUCCCUGGUGGCCACGGAGAUCACCAGCAGACCGGUGGCACCUACGGGCAGCAGGGACACACCGGCACGGCGACACAGGGCACCCCGGCCGGCGGCGGCACCUAUGAGCAGCAUGGACACACCGGGAUGACCGGCGCGGGGACACACAGCACUGGCGAGAAGAAGGGCGUCAUGGAGAACAUCAAGGAAAAGCUCCCUGGUGGCCACAGUGACCACCAGCAGACCGGUGGAGCCUACGGGCAGCAGGGACACACCGGCACGGCGACACAUGGCACCCCUGCCGGCGGCGGCACCUACGGGCAGCAUGGACACGCUGGAGUGAUCGGCACGGAGACGCAUGGCACCACGGCCACCGGCGGCACCCAUGGGCAGCACGGACACACCGGAACGACUGGCACUGGGACACACGGCUCCGACGGGAUCGGCGAGAAGAAGAGCCUCAUGGACAAGAUCAAGGAUAAGCUGCCUGGACAGCACUGAGCCCGGUCUGCCCGCGGCCGCUACCCUUGCAGAAUAAUAACCCCACCGUGUAUAAGUUGAUUGAGUCUAGUUCACCUAGCUCACUUGGUCGUUGGAGGAGAGAAUGUAUUAUGUAUCUUGGUUUAAGUUUUCACGGACAACAGUGUGUUCACAGUUUUCUUC
Messenger RNA from Aegilops tauschii subsp. strangulata, 1428 nucleotides. Its product is annotated as cold-shock protein CS120. Gene Ontology annotation, cellular component: cytosol. The record is from RefSeq and is a predicted model, not a curated record. Gene Ontology annotation, biological process: response to abscisic acid; response to water deprivation; cold acclimation. Lineage: Eukaryota; Viridiplantae; Streptophyta; Magnoliopsida; Poales; Poaceae.